Messenger RNA from Anoplopoma fimbria (sablefish), 1269 nucleotides. Its product is annotated as SH3 and cysteine-rich domain-containing protein 2-like. Bases 1 to 1269 code for a protein of 422 amino acids. The transcript has 11 exons. Gene Ontology annotation, molecular function: protein binding. Gene Ontology annotation, biological process: positive regulation of protein localization to plasma membrane; skeletal muscle contraction; positive regulation of voltage-gated calcium channel activity. NCBI's taxonomy places the organism in Eukaryota, Metazoa, Chordata, Actinopteri, Perciformes, Anoplopomatidae. The record is from RefSeq and is a predicted model, not a curated record. Gene Ontology annotation, cellular component: extrinsic component of cytoplasmic side of plasma membrane.
AUGAUGACUGAGAACAAUGAGAUGGAGAGCGACUCUCAGCUCCAGCGCUCUCCAAGCACCAUGUCCAUCCAGCCGAUGUCAUCCAAGCUCCAGAGACUAAAACGCUCGCUGUCCUUCAAGACCAUCAUGCGCAGCCAAAGCGUGGAGAACUUCUUCCAAAGGUCCUACAGCGACGCUCGCCUGCCUCCAGAUUUCAUCACUGACCCACCGCCUCCUUCUCCCCCACUGCUGCCUGGCUCUCCUCUCGUUGGCGACCGCUCACCGUCCAUUUCACCAUCUCUCAGCCCCAACCCCUCCAUCUCCUCCCACUCCCCCUCUCUCAGCCUUUCCCCAUCACUGCCCACCAAACCUCCCCGGCCUCAGAUUACCCACUGUUUCCGUGACCAUGUCUUUCGCAAGCCCACCAACUGCCAGCACUGCAAGCAGAUGAUAGUAGGAAACUCCAAACAGGCACUGCGGUGUAAAACAUGCAAGAUGGCUGCUCACCUGUGGUGCACCUCAGAACUAUCGCAGCAGCUGUGCCACGGGAAGUCUGGAGCAUUCAAGCGUAACUUCAGCUCACCGAUGCUCGUCAAUGACCAAUUGUCUGUCGUCAAGGAAGUUCAACCGAGCCAAGAGGCUGUGCGGGGACGUGUAGAUCCUGUGUAUGCAGCCUUGCGCUACGGGACGUCCUUGGCACAGAUGAGCCGCUCCAGUUUUGGCAGUUUGUCAGAGUCGCCAACACGCAGCCUGGGGGAGGGAGGUGAGGAGAUGCAACAGAGACAGUACAGCAUGGAGGAAGAGAUAACUCAGGAGACAGGGGAUAUCCCCGUCCCCGACAUCGAAAUCGAGAAGGAGGAGGAUGAGAGCUGCAGCCAAGCUAAUACUACUGCAGAAGAUCAGAGUGUCCAGGUGCCCAAGCGCAUUGAAGUUCACUCCAUCCACACCUAUGUAGCGCUCUACAAGUUUCUGCCUCAGGAACAGAACGACCUGGAACUUCAGCCCGGUGACCGUGUGCAGGUCACUGACGACUCUAACGAAGAGUGGUGGAAGGGCAAGAGCGGCGACAAAGUCGGCUUCUUCCCGGCCAACUUUGUGCAGAGAGUCCGGCCUGGAGAGAGAGUGUGGCGGGUCGUCCAAGGCCUCCCCGGCAACCGAGAGAGAGGACACAUGGCCGUGAAGGAAUCCCAGAUCUGCGUUGGAAAGCGAGAAGAGGGCGAGGUGUUUCUGAAGCUGAGCAGCGGAAAGAAAAGAGGGUUGGUCCCAGCUGACUCCAUAGAGGAGAUCUGA